AUGGCGUUUCUCUUUAACAAAUUACAAGAGGCAGUGAAAGUUCUUGCGAAAAGCCCCACAUUUGCUAGGGAUCCAAGGAAAAUGCAAUUCGAAGCAGACAUCAAUCGGCUAUUUCUGUAUACAUGCUACAAUCGAUUAGGUAAGAGUGCGGAAGAGGCUGAUGUGGACGAGGUAAUUGAAAUGGCCAAUAAAGCUUCUGUUGAUGAUCAGCAGAAGCAAGUGCAGGAAAACAUCCAUUCUCAAACUAGAAACUUCUCCACAGCUAUGGACUCUAUUCUUCUUUCUGACUCUACUGAAGGAGAUGGGGCAGGUGGUGGAAGUUCUAAAAACGCAGAUGCUGCCCCUCGCAGAAGUGGCCUUAGUCUUGCUGUUGGCCAGAGGGGGCCAUCUUCCAAGCAUCCAGCUAUUCCCAAGACAAAGCCGUUAAACCUUGCUGAAGUCUCUCUGAGAUUAAAGGAGAGCAUUGGCUACACACUUGAUCUCAAGCCGUCUCAGAUAUCCCAUGAGGCAGCUGGAACAGGUUUGUUUGUCAAUGGUGAAGCAGAUGUUGGCACCGUGAUUGCCUUCUACCCGGGUGUGAUUUAUGCCCCUGCUUACUACCGGUAUAUCCCUGGAUAUCCAAGGGUUGAUGCGAAGAACCCUUACUUGAUCACAAGGUAUGACGGAACUGUGGUCAAUGCUCAGCCUUGGGGUUCUGGUGGCGAAACUCGGGAACUAUGGGAUGGGUCAAGGCUUCCAGAAAACCAGCCCAUCUCACAUAGCAAUGAUGAGAAAGGACCAGAUCGGCUUUGGAAAACACUCAGCAAGCCUUUGGAAGGGACACAAAUCAUUGGUGGUGUUGGUGAAAUCAUUGAGAGACGGAAUCCACUUGCUUUGGCUCAUUUUGCAAACCACCCUGCAAAGGGGAUGGCUCCUAAUGUCAUGAUUUGUCCAUAUGACUUCCCGCUGACUGAGAAGGAAAUGAGGACUUAUGUGCCAAAUGUUUCGUUUGGCAAUCCAGAAGAAGUAAGUAUGAGAAGAUUUGGCAGUUUUUGGUGGAGAACUGGGUCCAAAGAAAGCGGUUCUGAUGUCCCCAUUAUGAAGGCACUUGUCCUGGUGACUACCAGGGCGCUCUGUGAUGAAGAAGUUUUGUUGAACUACAGACUUAGCAACUCGAAGAAGCGGCCAGCAUGGUACACUCCAGUGGAUGAAGAAGAAGACAGGAGGAGAUGGAGCUAA
This is a messenger RNA of Linum trigynum, 1218 nucleotides long. Lineage: Eukaryota; Viridiplantae; Streptophyta; Magnoliopsida; Malpighiales; Linaceae. The record is from the annotation of a GenBank genome assembly.